Molecule: messenger RNA, 2751 nt
Organism: Eutrema salsugineum
Lineage: Eukaryota; Viridiplantae; Streptophyta; Magnoliopsida; Brassicales; Brassicaceae
Exons: 8
Coding region: 1-2751 (916 amino acids)
Biological process (GO): proteolysis
Molecular function (GO): cysteine-type peptidase activity
Source: RefSeq, a predicted model, not a curated record
AUGGAAGACGGAGAACCUUCAAAUACAGGCAUCGAAGAUGGAGAAGCUUCAAAUAACCUUUCGGAAAAACUACCAAAAAGAGUCCUCGGUGAUGGUUGCUACACCGUUGGUGCUCAGUUGAACAUAUAUUCAAAGGCCAAUGUCAUUGGCCUCCUUGUCGAGGCAUUAAAGGGUACUGAAGAUCUUCAGAAACUACUUCAUUCCCAGUUUGGGAAGUUAUUCCAUCUACCUGUUGCAAGAUGUUGCAACAGCGCCAAACUUGUCCAUGCCCUUCUAUCACGACAACUUGUGACCACGAAGAAACACGAGAUAUGGUUCCUCUUUGGUGGACAGCCUCUGAGAUAUUCGAUACGGGAGUUCAAGGAAAUCACUGGAUUGAAUUGCAAUCCCGAACCUGAUAGCACAGAAAAAGAAGAAGAUGUCGGAAAAACAGGAAUCUGGAAAGACCUGUUCGGAAGAGCGAAGGCGAUGAACGUGUUUGAUGUGCUUGAAAUGCUAAAGGACCCGGAUCUACCCCGCUGGAAACGGCUUCCAUUGGCCCUAAUCGUUCUUGUCGACGGUGUUCUGUUUUGCAAUAGCAAAAAUCUGGCCCUCACCGAGAAACACAUUGAGAUGCUGACUGACUUGGAUAGGUUCAUGCUGUAUCCAUGGGGGAGGGUAUCCUUUAACAAAACAGUAUCUCGUUUUCAAGCUCCGAAGGCAAUCACGGAUGCCGAGAAAAGGGAGAAUCCUGUAACACGAUUGCGCCGUCAACUUAAACAGAAAACCAGUGCAUGCUAUGGAUUCCCUCUAUCACUACAACUCAUGGCCCUUCAAUGUAUACCAAUGUUGAUUUCCAAAAUUCCUCAACCUGAUAACUUGAAGACAUUCCUUAAAGAUCCCGAAGGCUGUCAAAACGUUAUCACACUGUUGCAUCUUGGGGACAUACAUGCCGUGGAAUCCGACCCUCUGUUGUCUGUGAAACAGAUGGUACUGGAUGAUGGUGAGAAUGACCAACAGAAUGAAUUGCGUUGGGGAGAUGAGGUAGAGGAUGCCGAAGUUGCAUUCAUGCAGGAACUCAUGGCGGAGGGGUACAAAUUCACACCUUCGGAUUUUGCAGUGGCACCGGCCCCUAUCGUGGAUAUUAGUGAUGCAGAGGACGAGUUUACCAAUGCACAGGAACCUGAGCCAUCCACCAUACCGAAGAAGAAACAGAAAACUCAUCAAACUGAAAAGCGUCCCAUGCAGAGGAAGAGAGGCAGGGGCAAGAACUCUUCUAAUCUAUCGGAAGAUGAAUCCCCUGAAAAGGACGAAGAAGAUGACGAUGUACACCAGUCAAAAGAAGAAGGGGAACAGGAUGAUGAAGGACAGCACACAAAAAAAGAUGGAUCAAAACCGGAUGAAGAUGCAGACGAAGCCGAAGAUGGAGGUGAAGAAGGAGGUUAUGAUGGGGCACAGUCUAGCGUACGCCAUAAUGAUGGUGUACACCCCGAAGAUGGUGUACACCAGAAAGAAAGAGAUGAUGAAGAAGGGACAUCUACUUACUACGGCAGGGACCAUUAUUCUCCCAGGGACCAUGCGUACUUGAAGACUCCAGGAGCUCCGACGAUGAUCCCUGAACCAGGACAAGCCAAUUCAGGAACAACUCGUCCACCUCCUUACUUCGUCAUUCCGGAUGAAGAUCCACCUUCUGGCCUCAACGAGGUGGAUGGUGGUAGAACAAAUUUGGUGUCAGGCCCCUUAGUAGUCUACAAACCUCAGACUCCUCACCCAUUGUGCUACGCAUAUAAGAAACAUGAAGCGCAGACAGAUGCGCAGGAUGCAGAGGUUGUGGCUAAUGAGGACGACUCAUUAGCGGGGAAAGAUUACCAUACUGCGCCUGAACCCCCACAAGAAGUUGAGGGAUCAUCUGGUGUGAAAGCUUUAUUUGUAUCCAGAUCGAAAGCUGCGUACAAACCACUCGAAACCGUUGAACAAGACCACUUCAAGGCAUUUCACGAGUUAUUAUCGCGUGAAAGAAACAUCGACUUUUGCAUUGUCACUGGUCAUACUGUGAACAAUCAAUUCUUCCUACAAAUUGUGAAGCCUACUGAGUGGGUUAACACGAUGCACAUGCAAGUCAUAAUGGCCAUGCUUUGGAGACGUAGAGGGGAAAUCUACUUGAAAGACAGGGUAGCAUUUGUAGACACCUUGUUCAUAUCCAUCAUCGGCAACUACUACAACGAUUUCAUAUCGCGAGACAGAAAUCAGUAUGACUGGGGGAAAACCAUUCAGGGCAUUGUAUUGGGAAAACCAGCAAAGUGGGCUAAUCAGCGGCAGAGGCAAAUGUUUAUACGGUUUGUGGACGUUGUAUACGUCCCGAUGAACUGGGGGUCUGAGCAUUGGGUGGGCCUUGUAAUUGACUUUAAAACGGGCAACAUAAAGAUUUUGGACUCAUUCAUCAGUCAUAAUGAUGAAGCGGCUGUGGAGCAGUAUAUGGCGCCCGUGUGUCAAAGUAUGCCAUUUAUAUUGAAGCGUUAUUUGGAUAGCAAAUUAACGGAAGACCUACGCACCACCCCUUACACAUGGAGUCGUUUGGAGGGCAUAUAUCAGAACAAAAUAUCCGGUGACUGUGGGUCAUGUGCGGCCAAAUUCUUAGAGAUGCAUGCUGCAGGGCUUGGAGUGGAGGAUAUGGCUUUGAUAACGGACAAUGACGUUGACAGGUUAUGGAAGAAAUACGCCAUCGACUCAUACGAAGAGUUUGUCGGGAAUCCGGCUAUUGCCAACGCUUAG